GGUUUAAUAUUAUUCGGUUGGAUUCAUCAUAUUUAGAUCAAACCGACCAGAGCAGUCUUCUUCGGCUGACGGCGAACAAUUUUCCUCUCCGCCUGGAAAAUUUUGGAGCUCCCCGUUUGUGAAUAUCGGUCGAGAGAUUCGUGCCAUUCGAAAUUGAACCUGAGUUUCACCUAAGAAGUUCCUCAAGUUUGAAAUUCGUUUAGGUUUCAUAAGAAAUGAAGCAUUCGAAGGAUCCGUUUGAAGCAGCAAUUGAGGAGGAGCAAGAGGAAUCGCCGCCGGAAUCACCCGUUAGUGGCGGCGGAGGCGGAGGCGAUGGUAGUGACGAGGGCCGAAACGAAAUCGACCAGACUCCGGAAGAAGAUGAGAGAGAUGUGGGAGUUCGCCGUCAGCCGAAGAAGCCUAAAACCUCGGUUGUCGCUGAAGCGAAGAACAAAGAUGAUGACGAAGAAGAAGAGGAAGAGAAUAUGGAAGUUGAGCUAACCAAAUACCCAACUACUGCUGAUCCUGCUAAGAUGGCCAAAAUGCAGAUCAUUCUAUCGCAGUUCACUGAGGAUCAGAUGAGCAGAUAUGAAUCUUUCAGGAGAUCUGCUCUGCAAAAAGGGAGCAUGAGGAAGUUGUUAAUAGGAGUCACAGGGAGCCAGAAGAUAAGUUUGCCAAUAAUAAUCGUUACUUGUGGUAUCGCAAAGAUGUUUGUUGGUGAACUCGUGGAAACAGCUCGAGUUGUUAUGGGGGAAAGGAAAGAAUCAGGACCUAUCAGACCUUGCCAUAUCAGAGAGUCCUAUCGAAGACUAAAGCUCGAAGCGUCACGAUCGGAAUUGGGUCUAUUGUCAAAUUGGCACGGAGACGUUUUUGAUCACACGUUCACGUUGGCGGCGAAAGCCGAAAGGGAGUAUCAGAGGGUAAGCCCAGAUUGUCUUCCCCUUACAAAUGGAGGCAAAAAGCCGUACUUGAGACCUUCACCUUCAAGAGCAUCAAACGAAGACACCACCGUCAUUACCACGACCUCGAUCAUCGCCGGAAGAGGAUUUAACGGCGGAUCAUACACCACAACAAGCUCAUCUCUAGACGGAGCAUCCAAAGGAUUCCGAUUCAGAUCCACCUUAAAACAACAACAAGAAGAAGAUCCUAGCCCUAGCCGGCGCGGCGGAGAUGUGCUGUUGCAGUGGGGUCAGCGAAAACGAUCGAGAAUCUCGAGAGCGGAGAUCCGAUCGUCGACCACCGCCGAUGAAUCUUCGUCUUCUUCAGGACAAGGUAAAAUUCAAUCGAGCAAGCUCUUAAGAAGAUCGGUAAACCCGUCUAUGCCACCUCCUCCGCCGGUUUUCUCCGGCCGGAGUACUAAGCUUAGAAACGGUUUCGUCGGCGGCAAGGAAUUCUUCCUUUCCAGGAAUCUAGAAGAUCGAUCAGCCAACGGAUCACCAUCAAGAAACAUCAACGGUCGUAUGGUGUCCAGAUCGGCCGUUUCAAAGCGAUCUCCACCGUCUCCUGACCAAAUCGAGAAGAGAUCAAGCAUGAGGGAUCAUCAUCAUCAGAACCACCAGAGACAAAACGGGUUCGAUCAUAUUCAUCAACAACAUCAAAGAGUGAACAGAUCAGAAUCGACGGCUCAGGCUCAUCUAGAGCUGGAGACAAACAAUAACAACGGAGAGAGAGAGAAAGCAACACAAGUGGAAGUGGUAGAGUGGCCAAGGAUCUACAUUGCCUUGUCUAGGAAAGAGAAGGAAGAAGAUUUCUUGGUUAUGAAAGGAACAAAGCUUCCUCAUAGACCCAGGAAACGAGCUAAGAACAUUGACAAAUCCCUCCAGUAUUGUUUUCCAGGGAUGUGGUUAUCUGAUUUGACCAAGAACCGUUAUGAAGUUAGGGAGAAGAAAAAUGUGAAGAAGCAGCAGAAACGGAGAGGAUUGAAAGGUAUGGAGGAUUUGGACACUGACUCGGAGUAAAUUCCGGUUCUGUUUUUUUGUCGUUGUUGUGAAUUUCGAUUUCUCUUUUGAGAAAUAAAAGACCUGAGGAGGACGCACGUGUAGCUUGCUUGGGAUGCACGUGCGAAAUGGGGCCAACAAGAAUCAGUGAAGCGAGCUAUCCGAGAAAUCCCCCUAAUUAUUUUUUCUUUUAACCUCUAUCAUAUUUUCUUUCUUUGUUUUUUAUCUUCUUCUUAUUUUGGGCCCCAAAAUUCUUUUUGUUUCGUUUCGUGUUCAAAAAAAAAGGGGUCAUAAAUAUAAUUCCCCAUAUUAGUUAUUAAAUCAAAAAUGAAAAAUGCGUUCGCUCUCUCUAUUUUUCACAAUUAUUUUGGCUCAUUUUAUAAUAGAUAAUUUCGAUAUGCAAG
Thlaspi arvense is the source of this 2320-nucleotide messenger RNA. The record is from the annotation of a GenBank genome assembly. NCBI's taxonomy places the organism in Eukaryota, Viridiplantae, Streptophyta, Magnoliopsida, Brassicales, Brassicaceae.